Molecule: messenger RNA, 465 nt
Organism: Orbilia oligospora ATCC 24927
Lineage: Eukaryota; Fungi; Ascomycota; Orbiliomycetes; Orbiliales; Orbiliaceae
Exons: 4
Coding region: 1-465 (154 amino acids)
Biological process (GO): removal of superoxide radicals
Molecular function (GO): copper ion binding; superoxide dismutase activity
Source: RefSeq, a predicted model, not a curated record
AUGGUUAAAGCAGUCGCCGUUCUUCGUGGAGACGCCAACGUUGCGGGAGUUGUCACCUUCACCCAAGAGUCCGAGUCCUCCCCAACCACCAUUGAGUAUGAGAUCUCUGGAAAUGAUGCCAAUGCUCAACGUGGCUUCCAUAUCCAUACCUUCGGUGAUAAUACCAAUGGUUGCACCUCUGCCGGUCCUCACUUCAACCCCUUCGGAAAGACCCACGGUGCUCCAUCGGAUGAGAACCGCCAUGUCGGUGACCUUGGAAACAUCACCACUGAUGGCUCCGGUGUCGCAAAGGGUACUAUCACCGACAGCCAAGUCUCUCUGAUUGGACCUAAUAGCAUCCUCGGACGAACUGUUGUUGUUCACGCUGGUACUGAUGAUCUCGGAAAGGGUGGUCACGCUGAUUCUUUGACUACCGGAAAUGCUGGUGGUCGUCCAGCUUGUGGUGUCAUUGGUAUCUCCCAGUAA